ACAAGAACACUAGCAACAUUCCCAAAAGGAUCUAGGCAUAAGAAUAUUUAAGGGCGCUGUUCACAAAUAUUUUUGUAAUAAAAACUUUGGGAUUAUUUUUAAUUAAUUACUGCAUUAUUUAGAGAAGUUGAUUGAGCCAAUCCCAGACCCCAAGACAUUCAAAGAUAGAGGAAGAGAGGGAUAAACAGUGUCUGGUCUCUUUAUAUUUGAAAGUAAAGUGGCCACUCUCAGGCGGAGAGAGACGCAUUUUAUCAAACUCUUCAUCACCCAAAUAUGUGUUCCUUCUCUCUACACUUUUUCAAUCUUUGAAUUCCUUACUUUAUGUUACUAGGAUUAAUCGAAAUGCAUGACCCGACGGAUUUUCAACAAAUGAAGGCACCGGUUUUUCCAGAGCAGGAGCAGCUAAAAUGCCCGCGCUGUGACUCAACCAACACUAAAUUCUGUUACUACAACAACUACAACUUAGCUCAGCCCCGCCAUUUCUGCAAGAGCUGCCGACGUUAUUGGACCAAAGGCGGAGCCCUUCGGAACAUUCCCGUCGGUGGGGGCACCCGCAAGAACUCCAAACGCUCCUCUUCCUCGGACAGUAGCAGCCAACCCAAACGCCAGUCUAACCCCGCUCCGGACUCGAUCCGUAACCAAAAUCUCUCUGACUCCUCUCCGCCGCCGACGAUUCCGCAACAGGUUCUUCUGAGCUCGGCGGUUCAGAAUUCGGUUUCGGAUGCCGAUCAGACCCGGAUGUAUGUCUUGUCGCUUGAUCAUCAAGCAAGGAAGAUGACGGAUACCGGUGGGAGUUUUAGCUCGCUGCUGGCAUCGAGUGGGCAGUUCCGGAAUCUUCUAAACGGGUUGAAUCCAAAUGGGUCGGGUUCAGAAACAGCACACACUGACGAUUUUGGAGGGAAUUUGGCUUCGGGUCGUGGAAUCGGUCCUAGUUCGGAUCGGGAUCCGAGAUUGAGAGAGAGCAAUAACAGUAACAAUGAGAGUUAUUUCGGUGUACAGGGAGGUGGUGGCGGUGGGGAUACAAAUUGUUGGACUGGCUGUAGCAAUGGCUGGCCUGAUCUUGCUAUUUACACUCCAGGUUCAAGUUUUCACUAGAAAUUAAUAAAUUUCACCACUUUCACUUUGUUCUAAUUAUACGGGUGUAUUCAGUUUUUUUUUUUUUUGAGAAUAGUACUUAGGUAAUAUGUAUUUUUUAUAUUAAAAAAUUGCUAUGCUAUAAUAGGAGAUGAAAAUACCAGAAAGACUUGAACGCUACAAUUAUAGAGAUAUUUAGGUUUUCUUCUCAAACGUGGUAUGAAUGAUAGUAGAAAGAGAAGAAAAAUGUGGAUGAAUUAGGAUUUUGUUGCACUUCUGUUGGAGGUGUGGUGUGAGAAUUGGGGUUUGUGCUUAUAAUGCUAUCUUAUUGGUUUCACUAA
Molecule: messenger RNA, 1415 nt
Organism: Gossypium arboreum
Lineage: Eukaryota; Viridiplantae; Streptophyta; Magnoliopsida; Malvales; Malvaceae
Product: dof zinc finger protein DOF3.1
Exons: 2
Coding region: 322-1095 (257 amino acids)
Biological process (GO): regulation of DNA-templated transcription
Molecular function (GO): DNA-binding transcription factor activity; DNA binding
Source: RefSeq, a predicted model, not a curated record